Messenger RNA from Triplophysa dalaica, 1375 nucleotides. It is a transcript of the gene anxa2a, whose product is annotated as annexin A2a. Gene Ontology annotation, molecular function: phospholipase inhibitor activity; calcium ion binding; calcium-dependent phospholipid binding. The transcript has 13 exons. Gene Ontology annotation, cellular component: cytoplasm. The coding region runs from base 90 to 1103 and encodes 337 amino acids. Lineage: Eukaryota; Metazoa; Chordata; Actinopteri; Cypriniformes; Nemacheilidae. The record is from RefSeq and is a predicted model, not a curated record.
GUAUUUAGCCACCACACCCAUCUCACACUCCACUGAAGGGAUUGUUCUGCACAUCAUCGCAGCUCUGUUGCUCACCAAGGAAUUUCAAGAUGUCUCUGAUUUCUGAGUUUCUGGGUCAGCUGACUUUGACACUGGGUGGUGGAGAGACCACCUACCCUACAGUGGUCCCAGAUCCUAACUUUGAUCCCGAUAAAGAUGCUGCAAGAAUCGAGACCGCCAUCAAAACUAAAGGGGUAGAUGAGCAUACCAUAAUCGAUAUCCUCACUAAACGGAUAUACAGCCAGAGGCGAGAGAUUGCUUUUGCAUAUGAGAAGAGAGCCAAGAAGGAUAUGAUCACAGCUCUUAAAGCAGCGCUGUCUGGUCCACUGGAGACUGUUAUUCUUGGUCUCAUGAAGAGCACCUCCCAGUACGACGCCACCGAGAUCAAAGCAUCCAUCAAGGGUCUGGGAACAGAUGAGGAGUCUUUAAUCGAGAUUCUCUGCUCUCGAAGCAAUGCUGAGCUCCUAGAGAUUAAGAAAGUCUACAAGGAACUGUUCAAGAAGGACCUGGAUAAAGAUGUGGCUGGAGACACGUCCGGAGAUUUCGGGAAACUUCUGCUGGCUCUGGUUUCGACCAAGAGAGAUGAACCCAGCUCAGUUGUGGACUACCAGAAAAUCGACGAGGACGCCAGAGCCCUGUAUGAUGCUGGUGUCAAAAUAAAAGGCACUGAUGUGAAGACCUGGAUCUCCAUCAUGUCACAGAGAAGUGUUCCCCACCUCCAGAAAGUGUUUGAGAGAUACAAGAGCUACAGCCCAUAUGACAUGCAGGAGAGCAUACGCAAGGAGGUGAAAGGAGAUCUGGAGAAGUCUUUCCUCACGUUGGUUCAGUGCUUUGAAAACAAACAGCUCUACUUUGCCAACAGACUGCAAGACGCUAUGAAGAGCAAAGGAGCGAAGGAAAAGGUUGUGACCCGCAUCAUGGUGUCUCGAUGUGAGGUGGACCUGAAGAAAAUAAGACAAGAGUUUAAGGCUCACCAUGGAAAGUCUUUGCAUCAUACCAUUACUGAACACACAAAGGGAGACUACCAGAAGGCCCUUUUGAGUCUCUGUGCAGGAGACGAUUAAAAUAAACUCCUGCAGACUCCAGGAAGGACCACGAGAAUGACUGGAGUUCAGCACAGAAAUCUAUGUCUUUGACCUUGAUAUAGUCCCUUAGUCCCUGCAGUUUUAGAGACUGUGCCGUUUUUGUUUAAAGGCUCUUUAGUUUUAACAGCUGACUGAAAGUGAACCAAUACUGGUGCUUGUUAUUGCAAUAUAUAUACACAUCUGCACUCUUCUGGGCAGAAAUUAGUACUUUUAUUGCAUUUUGUAUACUAAGAAAUAAAGACGUAACUUUU